CUAGAAUUGAUGCAUGUAUAUGUCGACAUUGAGAUGUAUUACCUCGAUGAUUAGAAUGAUUUUGUUUAAAUGCAUGCAUAUAUAUGAAGAAUAUAUGGGAAUAGAAUGGGUUAAUUGCCCAUAGUGACGGUAAUGUAAGAAGUACUGUUGUCAGUACUAGAUGAACCAUUGGGGUUGCUCUGAAACAUUAAAGUUUCAAGAAUGAGAGCAUCAAGCCGAACCAGAUCCACACCAAAUAGAAUGGUACCCUUCGUGGUAACCAUAAGAUUGCCACUCAAUCCUCUAAGAAUGACGCUAUGUUUCUCAAUUAAAUUUGAGAAAACUAGGUCAUAUGACACGAAAGUGUUAGAGCAAGUUUAACAUAGUAUUGUGUUAACUUGAUUAAAGAAGUGGAUUUAGCAAUAACAAUCGCUUAGGUGAUGACAGAGGUUAGCCUUAAUGGUAACUCUGGAGAAUGGUUGCUGGAUACUAGCGCCCCAAGACAUGUCUGUGAUAGACGAUCUAAGAUGGAUUCUUUUUUGGGACGUGUGUGUCCUUGUAAAGAAUUAGAAUAUCUAAAGUCACAUUCCCAUAUUAUUCUCGAACGCUUGAGAAAUUUUGUAUCCAAGCAAAAUGACCCAUAAAAUAUGUGGUUAGAGAAUCAGAAUCAAUAGAUCUGAUUUAUGUUGAUAUGGAUAAACUUGAUGGAAAAGACAAUAAAUAAUUUAUUGCUCUUUAGAGUGCUCUGAUUAAUUGUCUAACUAGUUAUUCAAAAUAGUUUGAAAUGCCUAGUUGCAUUAUGAUUGCACUGAUUAUUCGAUAUGUGGCAUGCAUGUGGUAGCGUUAGAGAAUCAGUGACAUGAUAACUAGAAGAGCAUAUGAGUGUGUAAGUUAUUGUAAAACACAUAAGCCUAUGAAACGAAAUACUCAUUAGUUUGUGAAAACCAUUGAUGCCAAUAGAUUUCAUUUAUAUUAAGAAAUAGUUGGGGUGAUAUCCUGCCUACUAUUAGAAAUAAUGGAUAACUAGUGGGGAUGAUGAAUCUGAGUAUGAACUCAGAAGAGACAAAUGAACCAUAAAUCAUGAAAGGAUUUUGGUUAUGAAUUUGUUAUUUACACCCUAAGAAAGAAAGAUCCUACAAGUCGGCUAGAAGUUCGAACUUCCAUAAAGAUGCAGAAUUGUGGGAGAAUCCAUUAUUAACGAAAUGGAAUUAUUGGAGUCUAAUAAGACUUAAAAUCUUGUAGAGUUACCUCUUGGUUGAAAAGCCUUGGGUAAUAUAUCGAUAGCAUCGAACAAGAUUUGGCAUCUUUGAGAAUUACCUCUUGGCAAUGAAGUCAUGGGUAAUAAAUGGAUUCUUAAAAGAAAAGUGAAACUUAUUGGUUUAGUUUAUGAGUAUAAGGAUCGCCUAAUAGCUAAGGCUUUAAGCGAAAAGGAAAAAUUGUAAAUUUUCUUGUUAUCUAUUCACCAUAUGUAGAAUAACAUCCAUGUAUGUUCUGAUUGCUAGUGUUGUGCGUCAGAUGGAUUGUUAAACAUGUUUCUGUGAAUGGUGAUUUAGAUAGGAAAAUCUACAUGGGACAACCUAUAGGGUUGUUAUUCCUGAACAUGCUUAGGGAGUCUAUAGUUAGACAAAUCAUUGUAAGAUUUGAAAUAGACUCUAAGACGAUGGCAUGAAUAAACCGGUUCUCUCUCAUAGAGCUCCGGUUUUCGCACAAAACCGAUGAGCAACAAAUCAAAAUGACUAUUUUAUCAUGGAGGCAACCGACUGAUAGUCUGUUGUGCGAAUAACGAGGCAGUGCCGUGAACGUCUUAAAGAGAGCGACCUAGUCCGCGACUCAGCCAGAUCGAUAACCCUAAAUUUUUUGUUGGGUUUCCAACAGAGCAAGCCGGCGGGAGAGGGUGGCAGGUGCGGGUUUGCUGCUUUUUUCCGGGCUGGAAUUCCGGAUUCGUUAUUUUCCGCUGCUUGCUGAGCUGCAGCAGAGACUUUAACGGUUGAUUAGCUUUGUUCCCAUUCGCCGGCGGGAGAGAAGAGAUUGUGUGAGGGAGAGAGGAGAGGAGACAUCGGAAGAAAGAUGUGCGGUGGACAGAGAGGAGUGGUUUUUAAUCUAUCUACACAAUAAAUAAAAGCCAAAUGAGAAAACUUGAAGCCCCAUUUCAAAUUUUCCACAUCCAGAGUGAAAGUAGGAAGGACAUUUUGGUCUUCACAAUUACUUUUUUUAUUCAUUAAAAAGACACUUAAUAGGAUUCGAACCUUGACCACUUUAAAGAAAAGCAAAGAUCAUAACCAAUCACACUAAGUACAUUUGUUGUAUCUUUUCAAAUUAAAAACAUAUAAUCGCAGAGAGGAAAAAACCCUCCCCCAUUUCAAAUUCCCUGCUCCAGGAGCGUUUGUAGGAAGGGUAGAAUAGGGAGUGUCAAUUUUUUACUUUUUCCUCUGUGGAACGUUCCAACUUACCGCACACAUGCGGAUUUAAACGAGUCCAGGAGUGCCAAUUUUUUUCUUUAAGUCCUUUUAUUUCUCUGUGGUGGUAAAAUAUAUAUGAAAAGGCAAAAACAAUACUCCUUUUUAUUGCUAAAAAGAAAAAAAAUUUAACAAUAAACUAAUGCAUGGAUUCUAAUGGGCUAACCGCUAAUCAUAAAAUAAAAGAGUUGAAUGGGCCUGACCUACACAGGAUUUGCCCAUCAAGUAAAACAAAUGAACAUCAUGGUUUGCCAUUCUAAAACAAGCUAUUUUCUCUAGCAUAAUAUAUAUUAUGCUAUUAUUUUAUAUCUUAGUGACUAAAAUAUAAUGUAUUUUAAAGUUAUUCAAUGAUUCAACCUCGACCAACCCAAUAAGUCCAAUUUUAAUCAUUUCAAAUAUAUAUUUGUAAUCAUUUGAUAUCAUAAUGAUUAAAUUAUAGUCUAUAUUAUAGGGAAUCGUUUGGUAUUUGUUAGUAAAAAAACUAAACAGAAAGAUCUAUUUGGUUAUUUUUAACAUUAAAACGAUCCUAAACAUUUUCAGUUUCUUUUCGAAAUUCUAUAGUUUUAUUCCCGAAUCAGUGAUGUGCAAAUAGCGAAUUGCAAUCAUCUCUUUUCUUUCAUUAUUUUUUAUUUUCAAAUAGAAAGUUUAAAAGUAAAGAAUAAUUAGAGUUUGGUAUGGGUCGAUCAAACAGGCUGAAUUUCUAGUAAGGCUGUCUAUUUGGUCCCGGACUGUUUGGUUUUACCCGAAACCGGACCGUAUAACCCGGACCGGGACCGGACUGGGACCGGAUAGCAAACAAUGCAAUCUCAUAUUCGGGUUUAGAUUUGAGGUAAAAAACCGGAUAAAGACCGGAUAAGAGACCCCAACACCAAAAAUCAAGAUAAAAUUGGGACCGGACCGGGUCAAGACCAGACCGGAUCAAGACCGGACUGUAUCCAAUCCAAUCUUUGGUCCUUAUAUUCCCGAAAAGACCGGACUGGGACCUGAUCAAUAUGGUCCAAUUUAACCGGAUCGGACCGUAUAACCACCGCUAAUUUCAAGUUUUGGCCCGUUUUGAUCAAGUCUAAUUUAUAAUCACAUGGUUCCCUGAUACCCGAUAAAAAUCUCAAUCCAAACCAGUUUGGCAGGUAAGUCGGUGUUUACCACCAUUUUCUUGAGAUACAGGAACGGUGGUUCCUAUCCCAAAUCGUGUUGUUCAUUCUUGAUUUCUUUAGAUUUUAUCAUGGCUUGGCAAAAAACCAGAAAGCCCAAUGAUGACAAGAUGAAAGUUUUAUAAAGCAAAUUAAUCGGCCAACGGGCCGAGUAAAAGCUAGCAAUGAUUGUGAGAUGCUCAUUUCCCAAAAACCGGCGGGAUAGGCGAUUUUUUAUUCGAUUUUCUGGAAUUCGGUUUCUAUAAAACAUACUCCACCUCAUCAUAUUACCCGAAACAAUAUUGUUUCACAAGGUAAAGGUACUUGAUUUUGGUUCAUAAGGCUGAUUUUUGAUUCGAUGCAUCAUUCAUGUCUCUUUCCUACAAAAAUUCAAUAUUUUUAUCACGUAUUUCCCAAAAAAAAAAAACUAUGCAACAAUAAAACUAUACACCCCAUUACAUUAUCAAAUUUCAUACCUCACCUUCCUCCGGCCAAAUGGUCGGUGCCACGCUAGUAAUUUUAAUUUAGAAAGUGUUUGAUUUUAUUACAAUUUCAAAUUUUAUAUUGGACAAAUAUGUACAUUACCUUAUAAUUUUAGGACAACACAUAGUAAUUGUAGGAUGACAUUUAGCAUUUUAGUAGUGACACUGGAUCACCUUUAAAAUAUAACCACUAGAAGGAAAUCGCAUAGAUUCAUACAAAAAUUAAAAAAUUGAGUAAGAUCCUGAAAUUUUGUAUUUAUCACUGCCACAUUGGAUAAUGCUUUUCUCUAAAAUGGUACUUGUAAUUUUUCGCUUCUCAGUAUAACACUUAACACCCUUAAAUCUACACCACUUUAAUAAGAAGUAUAUAAUUAUGAGCGGAAAUUUGACCUAAUGGUUAUACAAUGUAUAAUAUAGACACGUCCCGUAAGUGAAUUGUCAAAAUUAACAAAAAACCGCGUUAAUUUUCAUUAAAAAAGUAACGAUCAUAACUGGAUCCUUCUAAAACCCUCAAUUCUAUUGUUUGUUGUAACUAUUACUAAUUGGAGUUUUAGAGGCUAAUUUUUUGUUUUGUUGGGUUAAAACAAGAAAACAGAUUCAUGAUUAAGGGUUAGAGCGCCCCCUGCGCUCUCACCAAAAAAAAAAACAAGAAAACAGAUUCUACUAAAAUAAAAAUUAAAACAAAACAAAACAACCAAAAAACAUAAUAAAUGUUCGUGGAAUUUGGGUAAACAAAGGAAGCAGCGAGGAAAAAGGAGGACAAGGGGAUAAAAUUUUGAGAGGAAAUGGCAAGCGACAGAACCAUAGCAGCAAUAAUCAUAGUAUUGCUAAUGGUUGCCGCGACGGCGACUCAAUCAUCGGCCGCCAGUGAAGGCGGUUCUGUAGGCUGCCGCAUACCUUGCGAAGAAGAUUGCAACAAGAAACAUGAUUACAAGAACCGGGAAUAUUGUCAAAUGACUUGCGCAACCACCUGUUACAACAAACCUAUUAUAGAUUUCAUGGUGAAAUUAUUUGCGUCGAACACCAAGUGAUAAGAAGAGAAGAGGAACCAUUAAUCUCUUUUAUGAAUUGUUAUUUUUUGUUACCAUUAUUGGUGGAAACAUAAGAGGAUAUACAGAAUUGGUGCAUCGUGAUACAUCUUGUAUGUUCAUGUUGUAUUUGUAUCAUUUCCUCUUCUCAUAAAAAUGUAAAACGGUUCCCAGGAAUUGGUUCAUACAAUGAAUAAUGGAAAUGUUAUACAAAUGCGCAAAUGUAGCUAACUAACAACUUGAAUAGAAGUAUGAGACCUGCUACUUUACAAUAGUAUAGACCAAUAGAAUCACAAUACAACAACAAUUGGCUACAAAAAACCUUCACAUCACAAAGUUAACACUAGGGUUUCCUUCUUAUCUUUGGAACCCUAAUACCCUUUGGAGACUUCAACUAUCAUGCUCUAUUGUCCUUUAGACCCUUGAUAACUAGUCUCCUCAUAAAGCUUGGAAUUAAUGGCUCAUCCUUAAUUUCGAACUUUCACUCCCAUUCUGUUUCUCACUGCGAACGAUGUCCUCCAAGAUUUGGAGCUUGUGAUUGAGAGGGAGAAUGGUUCUCCUGAAUAAGAUGAUACUGAAGUAGUUUGGCUAAGCAGCAACAGUGUGUAAGAAGAUCACAGUGAGCUAGCCUCUCUUGCAAACAUGAGCGAUCCACAUUCACCACAUUUCAGUGAGCCAAUCUCUCUUGGUGGCAUGAGUGAUCCAUCUCAUAAACUCGUGAGCCUUAGCAACAUGUCAAGUCCAACGUACAAGUCCAGAAGACCGAUCCAUAACCAAUCAUAUUUUAUUUAUAAGAUUAUUUGCGUGCAACACAUGUUCUAUAGUUAUAUGUUAUUUCAUGAGAAUAUCUUGCCUUGUGUCUCAAGUCCAUCUACUUCCACUGAAUCACCACCAUAAUUUGAGUCCAUUCUCUUUCCUUCAGCUUACCCUGAACUUUCUUCUUCACCUGAAGUCCCAAUACAGUAUGUUCCUCCUAACCUUCUUCCAGUCCUCCUUCUUCUCCCACGCCACAACCUACUCCCACACCUAAUUUUGGAACCCUUCUCCAAUGUAUGUACAUCCAAACAACCCCUCAUCAGCCCUUUCUAUUGUUGUUAGAAAACCUCCCGAAAACCCACACGAUCACACCCUCCUAUAAAGUAUAGUGAUUAUGUUAUGUAUUUGGAAUCUAAAAUUUACAAGUUUAGGUAUCCUCUGGUUCCUUUUUUUCUAUGACAAUUUGUCACCGGUUUAUAGAAAGUAUGUAAUGUAUCUUGAAUUUAUCCAAGAGCCUAGAACUUGUGAAGAUGCAGUAGAAUGAAGCAAAAACUUAAGGCUCUUAUUGCUAAUCAAACUUGGGAUAUAAUUCCUAAAUCUCCAUUCAAAUGAACCAUAGGCAACGAAUGGGUGUACAAGAUCAAACUCAAUCCAGAUGGAAGCAUAAAAUGCCACAAAGCAAAGCUAGUGGCUAUGGGGUUCACUCAAAUCUAUAGUGUCGAUUUUCUGGAUACCUAUUUCCAUUUGCCAAAUAGAACUGCGUUAAAACACUACUUAUUGUGGAAAUCACUAAAAAUUGGCACUUAUUCCAACUUAAUGUGAGCAAUGCUUUUCUUAUCAGAGAUAUCCUUGAAGAAGAGUACACAUAUUUUCCUCUUGAAAUUUCUCAACCAAGCAUGGUGUGCCUGACUCAAAAAGUCUCCUUAUGAUUUAAAGCAAGCCUCUCAAAAGUGGUUCUCCAAACUUACUACAACACUUCUGAGCACAUAAACAAUCUCAUAGUGACUACUCAAUAUUUGUUCAUCAUAGCAGUUUUUGCAGCUCUCUUCUUCCAAUACAUGUAGAUGAUAUAAUCCUUGAUGGUGAUGAUCUUCUUGCCAUUGAAGCUCUCAAACUACUUCUCAGUUCGCUGUUCAAAAUGGAAUUGGAAUUAUCAAAAAAAUUUAACUAAUUUUG
This is a messenger RNA of Linum trigynum, 7007 nucleotides long. The record is from the annotation of a GenBank genome assembly. NCBI's taxonomy places the organism in Eukaryota, Viridiplantae, Streptophyta, Magnoliopsida, Malpighiales, Linaceae.